Penicillium cataractarum is the source of this 717-nucleotide messenger RNA. Its product is annotated as putative flavoprotein. Lineage: Eukaryota; Fungi; Ascomycota; Eurotiomycetes; Eurotiales; Aspergillaceae. The transcript has 3 exons. Gene Ontology annotation, cellular component: phosphopantothenoylcysteine decarboxylase complex. Gene Ontology annotation, biological process: coenzyme A biosynthetic process. Gene Ontology annotation, molecular function: FMN binding; phosphopantothenoylcysteine decarboxylase activity. The record is from RefSeq and is a predicted model, not a curated record. The coding region runs from base 1 to 717 and encodes 238 amino acids.
AUGUCGCGAGCAAGCUCAAUAGCUCCAGCCGACGCCGUCGCCGCUGCAAUGGACGAUGGCAAAAAGCAUCUCCUCCUAGCUGCGAGUGGAUCUGUCGCAACUAUUAAACUCCCCAACAUAAUCUCCGCUCUCUCAAAACACCAUAACCUAUCCAUCAGAGUGAUCCUGACCAAAUCCGCCGCACACUUUCUCAACGGCCAAUCCCAAGAACAACCCACCAUCGAAUCGCUCGCUUCCCUCCCCAACAUCGACGGAAUAUACCAGGAUAAGGACGAAAUGGGAGAAUCCUGGACUCGCGGCGCGGGUAUCCUGCAUAUCAAUCUACGCAAGUGGGCACAUAUACUGGUCAUCGCGCCGCUGAGCGCGAAUACGCUGGCGAAGAUUGUCCACGGGAUGUCAGAUAACUUGUUGACGGAUACAAUUCGGGCUUGGGAUACGUCGGGGCAGUUGGAUGGAAUGAAGAAGCGGAUUGUGGUGUUUCCGGCUAUGAAUGUGGCUAUGUGGUUGCAUCCGGUUACCACGCAACAAAUAAAAGUUCUCGAGGAAGAUUGGGGGGUGAAGGAUGAGGGAGACGAGGAUAAGGAUAAUCAGGGCUGGUUUGAAGUUUUUAGCCCUAUUGGGAAAAUGCUCGCUUGUGGAGACAUCGGAAUUGGAGGCAUGCGAGAAUGGACUGAAGUGGUUUCUAUCAUUGAAGAGAGGUUGGCUCUCACUACCUGA